Messenger RNA from Thunnus maccoyii (southern bluefin tuna), 603 nucleotides. Its product is annotated as complement C1q tumor necrosis factor-related protein 3-like. The record is from RefSeq and is a predicted model, not a curated record. Lineage: Eukaryota; Metazoa; Chordata; Actinopteri; Scombriformes; Scombridae. The transcript has 3 exons. Gene Ontology annotation, molecular function: protein binding. Bases 1 to 603 code for a protein of 200 amino acids.
AUGAAGUCUGCCUGCUCGCCUGACAUGUGUGAUCUUCUGAUAAAGUUUGGUGCCAUGGAGGAAAAACUGCGAGUUAUUGAAACCAGACUGCAGGACAGUGAAACCAGACUAGAGGACAGUGAAACCAGACUGAAGGACAGUGAUAACCGGCUCAGGAACAGUGAAAACCAGAUCAUGGAUCUGCGAAACAAAGAGAGAACCAAGGUAAUAUUCAGUGCAGCAGUAGGUGGUAGAGGAGCCAUCGGACCAUUCAACACAGAUAAGACUCUAAUUUACAGAGCAGUGAAAACAAACAUCGGUGGAGCCUACAGUCAAUACACAGGUAUCUUCAGUGCACCGGUUGCAGGUGUUUAUUACUUUACCAUCUUCUAUCAUGCUGGAGGAGAGCAUCGGGCAAUACUGUCUGUGUACAAGAACAACCAGCUGAUUGUCACGACCCAUGAUCACAAGUCAAACUCUGACUUCACCGAUAAUGGAGGAAACGCAGUGUUCCUGCAGCUGCAGCGAGGUGACGAGGUGUAUGUCCGCUUGGCUGAAAACUCACAUGUUUGGGGAUAUGACUUCCACACAACUUUCAGUGGUUUUCUGGUCAGUCAAAUAUGA